AUGGGGUUUACAAGUGCCAUAGGCGGCCUGCAGGUGGAGCCCGAGAGCAGAGGUGCACAUACCAUAGGCGGCCUGCAGGUGGAGCCCGAGAGCAGAGAGCCAUUAGAAGCCCACAGGAUGCAGACCAAAACAGAACCGUGCGCAGAGCAGGAGGCGGCCAUGGCUGAGGCGGGGUCCGUGACACAGCAGGACCAGGCCUUUCUCGACGAGAUGGAGAGGCUGCUGGACGAAAACGAUGAUCUCAAGUGCGAGAUCGAGGAGAUGAGAGCCGAGAUGGACGAGAUGCGCGACACCUUCUACGAGGAGGACACGUGUCAGCUGCAGGAGAUGAGGCGUGAGCUGGAGCGAGCCAACAAAAACUGCCGAAUCCUUCAGUAUCGGCUGAGGAAAGCAGAGAGGAAGAGGCUGCGGUUCGCCCAGACAGGGGAGGUCGACGAAGAACUGCUCAGGAGCCUGGAGCAGGAUCUCAAAGUGGCAAAGGACGUGUCUGUGAGGCUGCACCACGAGCUGGAGAAAGUGGAGGAGAAACGCACCAAGACCGAAGACGAGAACGAAAAACUGAGACAGAAACUUCUAGAAGUGGAAGUGGCAAAACAAGCUCUGCAAAAUGAGCUGGAUAAAAGCAAAGAGAAGAGAAGAGGAAGUAAAGACGUCCAGAAGACCGACAAGAGAACUCCAACUGAGGAGGACAAUGAGGACCUGAAGUGUCAGAUGUCGUUAAUCAAAGAGGAGGCCGUGCUCAUGAGGAAGAAGGCGGCUAAGAUUGACAAAGAGAAGGACCGUCUGGAGCAGGAGCUGCAGAAGUAUCGCUCCUUCUACGGUGAACUGGACAGCACCCAUCCCAAAGGAGAAGCCGGGGGUCCACCCACCACCCGCGAGUCUGAGCUCAAACUGCGCCUCCGCUUGGUGGAGGAGGAGGCAAAUAUACUCGGCAGGAAAAUAGUAGAGUUAGAGGUGGAGAAUCGUGGGCUGAGAGCAGAGCUGGAUGACCUGCGUGGUGAGGGCGAGGGGGCAGUGAGUGGCAGUGAUGGGGGGAUGGGAGGUGUGGGUUCGGGCCGAGGCCUCGGGGACGACCUGACGGAGCUCCGACAGCAGCUGCAGCUGGUGGAGGACGAGGCCGAGCUGCUCAGGAGGAACCUGGCUGAUGUUGAGGAGCAGAACCAGAGAGUGACUUCAGAACUCAACAAACUGAAGUUCAAGGCUGGGACUCACGAAGGAGGACGACAUGGGGCCGGAGGCUCUGGGAUUGACACGGCAAAAACAGAGGCCCUACAGGAGGAGCUGAAGGCGGCCAGGCUGCAGAUCAAUGACCUCAGUGGAAAGGUGAUGCAGUUGCAGUAUGAGAACCGCGUGCUGCUGUCCAACAUGCAGCGCUAUGACCUGGCCUCUCACCUGUCCCUGCGCCCCAGCCCCAGGGACAGCGAUGCAGACAGCGACGCAGGAGGGGGACCCAGCGGCCGGCGUGAGAGUGAUGACGACUCUCCCUCCUCCAGACUCCUCCCGCCUCAUCGCAAACGUGAGGGGCCCGUGGGGGGAGAGAGCGACUCAGAUGAGGUCCGCAACAACGGCAGUAGCAGCAGAUGCCUCACACCGACGCGUGGUUUUUACACUCCCACCGGGCCAGAGGGCGCUGCUUCUUCCCCUUCUGCUUUGUCUCGCUUUCUACCCGGCGCCCGCUGUAGUCUACGGGAGAGACAGCAGAUGAUCGACAUUCAGGUGGAAGCAGAGAGACUGGUGCGGACGAUAGACCGGCUAAUUGCAGAUACGGCCACCAUCAUCUCGGAGGCUAGGGUUUACGUCUCAAAUGGAGAUCUAAUGUUCAGGAGAGGAGGGGAGGAAGGAGCAGAGGACGACGGCAGGAUCAGGGAACACGAACUGCUUUAUCGCAUUAAUGCACAAAUGAAGGCCUUCAAGAAAGAACUUCAGAGCUUCAUUGAGAGGCUGGAAGUGCCGCGGCAGGAUGACAGAGAAGCGGACGAACCUUUGUCGAUGUUCCAGCCUAUUAUUUUGCUCAUCCUCAUUCUUGUGCUCUUCUCCUCCUUGUCAUACGCCACCAUCUUCAAACUACAGCACAGAGGAACGGAGAGGAAGCAGAGCAGAGUGGACAGUCUGACCGCUGGACAAGCUUUUGGAAGAAAGAGCAGAGCCUGUGAUGCAGACAACAACACUACGGAUUUAAAAUACUGUUUAUUAUACUCUCAUUCAGAAUUUCCAGGCCAUCGAUCCCUUUGCUCCUGA
Knipowitschia caucasica is the source of this 2238-nucleotide messenger RNA. The record is from the annotation of a GenBank genome assembly. NCBI's taxonomy places the organism in Eukaryota, Metazoa, Chordata, Actinopteri, Gobiiformes, Gobiidae.